Centruroides sculpturatus (bark scorpion) is the source of this 2065-nucleotide messenger RNA. RefSeq names its product cytohesin-1-like (gene step). The coding region runs from base 769 to 1941 and encodes 390 amino acids. NCBI's taxonomy places the organism in Eukaryota, Metazoa, Arthropoda, Arachnida, Scorpiones, Buthidae. Gene Ontology annotation, molecular function: guanyl-nucleotide exchange factor activity. The record is from RefSeq and is a predicted model, not a curated record. Gene Ontology annotation, biological process: regulation of ARF protein signal transduction. The transcript has 12 exons.
ACCUCGAUGGAGAUAGAAAGGAAAAUAGUGGGAUAAAGUGCGUGUUUAUACGCGGAAGAAGGGAGCCAAGGUCAGUUAGCGAAGUUAGUUGCUAUUUUUUGAUCUUUCUGCGAUCUUUAUUUCCGCGACCGUCCAUUAAUCUUGAUCAGAAGUAAGGAACAUCACCUGAAUUGGAUUAUAUAUACCCGUUAAGGCUUUGCAGCUUCUUCGUUCCUCCCGUUGGCUUCUGCCAUCUUACGCUCGUUAAAUUAACGUUGUCCCUUUCGCGUAUUGCUAACUCUUAUCCGUUUUUUCAAGUCUCGGUCGGAUGCAAAUUCAUCACGUUUUCGUUUCGAUCCGCGGGAACGAGGAGGGGAGUGACGAAAUCGACCUUCGCUUAAAUUAAAGUCGAGGCGAAAAUAGGGCCCGAAGCCAUCCCGGAUUACCGGAUUUAUCGAUCGAUUCGGACUCGUGGAAGCAUGGCAACGGAAGCGCAUCUGCUUAUCCCAGCAUUUUUCAUCGAUUAAAACAUGAGCGACGUCACGUUCUCCGAGGAAGAAGCCAGCCAAUAUGGCGUCGGCAAAGUCUGCAUGCAGAAGGCGCAUUAUGUCCGGUUGAACCUCUUCUGGCUCCUCCUCCUUUUCCGUCCCAUUCUACCCGCCUCAGUCGGGUGAUCAGCUGGCCACAGCUGUCUGUCUGUGUGUCUGUGCGCGCGCGCGUGUAUGCCGUUCGGCAGCUGUGCCUCGCCGCUUCCAUCCCCGUACGCGCUCGUUCGGAUACCCGUACGACAUGCACAAUCAAGAAAUUAAAUAUCUCACUCCCGAAGAACAACAACUGCUGGCCGAUAUUCGACGAAGGAAAGCAGAACUGCUUAGAGAGAUUCAGCAACUUCGAGAUGAAAUUGCUGAAGUCACAGCAGAAAUGGAAAGGCUCGAAGCACAGGAUGAAAGUAAGACUAAUACGAAAGCAAAGCAGUUGUCCAUAGGCAAAAAGAAAUUUAACAUGGAUCCAAAAAAAGGAAUAGAGUACUUGAUAGAACAUGGUUUAUUAAAAAACACAGCAGAUGAUGUGGCACAGUUUCUAUAUAAAGGAGAAGGAUUGAAUAAAACUGCAAUUGGUGAUUAUCUAGGGGAAAGAAAUGAAUUCAACAUCAAAGUUCUCGACGCAUUUGUCGAACUUCACGAUUUUACCGACUUAAUAUUGGUCCAAGCUCUCAGGCAAUUCUUGUGGAGUUUUAGGCUACCUGGUGAAGCACAGAAGAUUGAUCGUAUGAUGGAAAAAUUCGCACAGCGAUAUUGUCAACUUAAUCCCGGUGUGUUUAGUAACACAGACACUUGUUAUGUGCUUUCGUUUGCCAUCAUUAUGCUUAACACAUCGUUGCAUAAUCCAAGCGUAAAAGAGAAACCUUCCGAAGAACAGUUUAUAAGCAUGAAUCGUGGAAUUAACAAUGGUGGCGAUCUUCCGAGAGAGCUUUUAAUGAGUUUGUACGAAAGUAUAAAACAGGAGCCAUUCAAGAUUCCCGAAGAUGAUGGAAAUGAUUUGAUGCACACAUUCUUUAAUCCCGAUCGGGAAGGUUGGUUAUGGAAACAAGGUGGACGAUACAAAAGUUGGAAGAGAAGAUGGUUCAUUCUUAAUGAUAACUGCCUGUACUAUUUUGAAUAUACUACAGAUAAGGAACCGCGUGGCAUCAUCCCUCUGGAAAACGUACAGGUGCGAGAAGUGCAGGAUCGCAACAAACCAAAUUGCUUCGAAUUGUAUUCUACGGGAAAUGACGUGAUCAAAGCCUGCAAGACCGAUUCGGAAGGAAAGGUUGUCGAGGGAAAGCACACGGUCUAUCGCAUGUCGGCUGCCACCCCAGAAGAGAAAGAAGAAUGGAUUAAAUGCAUAAGGCAAAGUAUCAGUCACAAUCCAUUCUACGACAUGCUGGCAGCCAGGAAGAGAAAAGCGCAGCACGUGAAAUGAUAGAAGACAAGAUUUUCGUUUACCCAGCGAUUACGUCUCCAUGUGAUUACCACACGUUCUGUAAAGUGACCUUUCUUCCGGGACGUGACGAACCGUCGCGCGGAAGAAUGCAAAAAGGAAAAAA